AUGAGAAACCAUACAAUGGUGACAACCUUCAUUCUCCUGGGACUGACAGAUGACCCAAACUGGCAAAUUGUAAUUUUUCUUUUUCUAUUUCUGACAUAUUUAUUGAGUGUCACUGGAAAUCUGACCAUUAUCCUGCUCACUCUGCUGGAUGCCCACCUUAAAACACCCAUGUAUUUCUUCCUUCGGAAUUUUUCAUUCUUAGAAAUCUCAUUGACGUCUGUCUGCAUCCCUAGAUACCUGUUUAUCCUAGUGACUAUGGAUAAAAGGAUUUCCUAUGAUGCCUGUGCUACACAGUUAUUUUUUGGGAUCUUCUUGGGUGCAUCAGAGUUUUUCCUGUUGGCUGCCAUGUCCUACGACCGCUAUGUGGCCAUCUGCAAACCCUUGCAUUAUGCAACAAUUAUGAGCAGCAGAGUCUGCACACAGCUGGUUGUUACCUGUUGGUUGGCUGGGUUGUUAACAAUCUCUCCUGGACUUAUCAUGGGCCUGAGUUUGGAAUUCUGUGACGCUAAUAUUAUUGACCACUUUGUCUGUGACUAUGCUCCUCUCUUGAAACUCUCUUGCACUGACACACGGGUUAUAGAACUGUUUGGUUUAAUUUUAGCCAUCAUCACGCUCCUGAUCACAUUGGCUCUGGUGGUGCUCUCCUACGCAUAUAUCAUAAGAACAAUUCUCAAGAUCCCUUCCGUUGAGCAGAGGAAGAAGGCAUUUUCUACCUGUUCCUCCCACAUGAUUGUUGUCUCCAUCUCUUAUGGCAGCUGCAUUUUUAUGUAUAUAAAACCUUCUACAGAAGAUAGGGUAGCUUUAAACAAGGGAAUAGCAGUACUCACCACUUCAGUUGCACCUGUCUUAAAUCCUUUUAUAUAUACCCUAAGAAAUAAACAAGUGAAACAAGCCCUGAAAGAUAUCAUUAAAAAAUGUGUUUUGUUUACCUUAAAAUAA
This is a messenger RNA of Orycteropus afer afer, 939 nucleotides long. Its product is annotated as olfactory receptor 6C74-like. The record is from RefSeq and is a predicted model, not a curated record. Gene Ontology annotation, biological process: G protein-coupled receptor signaling pathway. Gene Ontology annotation, cellular component: membrane. Gene Ontology annotation, molecular function: G protein-coupled receptor activity; olfactory receptor activity. NCBI's taxonomy places the organism in Eukaryota, Metazoa, Chordata, Mammalia, Tubulidentata, Orycteropodidae.